Hibiscus syriacus is the source of this 1239-nucleotide messenger RNA. RefSeq names its product basic leucine zipper 34-like. Gene Ontology annotation, molecular function: DNA-binding transcription factor activity; DNA binding. Lineage: Eukaryota; Viridiplantae; Streptophyta; Magnoliopsida; Malvales; Malvaceae. The transcript has 4 exons. Gene Ontology annotation, biological process: positive regulation of DNA-templated transcription. Gene Ontology annotation, cellular component: nucleus. The record is from RefSeq and is a predicted model, not a curated record. Bases 156 to 1034 code for a protein of 292 amino acids.
UUUAGGGGCUUUUCUGUAAAGAUUUUGUGUUGGUUUGUGUAGUUAGCUGGCUAGUUGUUAUUGAUUUAGAUUAGCUUUGGUUUUAGUGUUUUCUAUGAUUCAUUUUGCUUCGUGUUCUGUAUUUUGAGUUUGGGGUUUGUGUCAUUGGUUUUAGGAUGGCACAAUUACCUCCAAAAGUGCCCAACAUGACCCAGAAUUGGCACAGUUACUUCGUGGAUGGCUCAAACCACCACCACCACAGCCACCGCCAGCAGUCUUCGUGGGUGGACGAGUUCCUCGACUUCUCGUCGGCACGCCGCGGGGCUCACCGUCGUUCCAUCAGCGACUCCAUCGCUUUCCUCGAGCAACCAUUAGUGGAAGAUCAUAGGUACUCCAACAAUAAUAACAAUGCCAUGAUGAGCCUCGAUGACGACGAGCAGCUCAUGUCUAUGUUGUCCGACGACGUUGCCGUCAUCACCAUGGCUGCUGCCCUGACCGUAUCCUCAUCGACGUCGGAUCAAAACAGCAACAAUGAUGAGAAAUCGGCGCCGUCCCUGGAUCUGCAACAGCCCAAGAAUGAACCGGGAGAGGUGGAGAGCUCACCCGAACCACAAGCUGGUCAGCCCCCAUCAAACUCCAAUGGCGACCCUUUCGUUGAUCCGAAGAGGGUUAAAAGAAUUCUGGCAAACCGGCAAUCAGCACAGAGAUCAAGAGUGAGAAAGCUGCAAUAUAUUUCAGAGCUUGAAAGGAGCGUCACAACAUUACAGGGUGAAGUAUCAGCAUUAUCACCAAGGGUUGCAUUCUUGGAUCAUCAAAGACUGAUUCUCAAUGUUGAUAAUAGCGCUUUGAAGCAAAGAAUUGCAGCUUUGGCUCAAGACAAUAUCUUCAAAGAUGCUCAUCAAGAAGCAUUGAAGAAGGAAAUCGAGAGACUAAGACAAGUCUAUCAGCAACAACAAAGCCUCAAGGAAACGAACAACGAUAACAACCACCGUGCACCACCGCAUCAACAACCGUCGCAGCAGCCGCCGGAGAACGAAGAACAACUCGUGAGUUGAUCAAGGGAAUAAAAAUAAUGCAAUAAAGCUAUCUAACAACGGGGCUAUUUCUUUUUUUUUUCACGUUGUGUGUUUCCCAAUUGCUGAUUUUCUAUUAGUGUAGGGGUCCCUUUAAGUCAAACAAAAUAAAAUGAAGGGCAAAACGAAAGGGACACGUGGAGUUCUAAGAUAGGAGGGUGACAAUUUCAUUCUUUUUCAUUUUUAA